This is a messenger RNA of Andrographis paniculata, 534 nucleotides long. Its product is annotated as rRNA-processing protein EFG1-like. The transcript is spliced from 2 exons. Lineage: Eukaryota; Viridiplantae; Streptophyta; Magnoliopsida; Lamiales; Acanthaceae. The record is from RefSeq and is a predicted model, not a curated record. Bases 1 to 534 code for a protein of 177 amino acids.
AUGGCUGAACUACCUCAGGCCAGAUAUCAAGAGAGGCUUCUAGGGAACAGGUGGUCAUUGAUAGCGCGCCGCCUCCCCGGCCGGACCGACAACGAGAUCAAGAACUACUGGAAUGCGCACUUGAGGAAGAAGGCCAAGCUGAUGGAGAAACUCCCUGCUACAUACACAGCUUCCCUGGUCAAGAACUGGAGGACUGAAGCAGAAGAAGAAGAAGAAGAAGAUGAUGAUGAUGAUCAAGAUGAGGACGACGACGAUGGUGAUGAUCAAGAUGAUUAUGAUGACGACGAUAGAGGUAGGAAAGCAUCCUCGUCGUCGGCCAUGGAGGUGAGUCAGAACAAGCAGGAAAUGGUGAUGAUGAUGAUGGGAGGAGCAGAACAAGGUAGUGGGAGUGGAGAGGGAUUGCAAGCCUCCUCCGAUAAUGAAGAACUCUUCGAUUUUUCGAGACAAGGGACUUAUGGUUUGGAGUGGGUCAAGUGCUUUCUUGAGCUUGAGGAAGAAGAUGAAGAUGAAGAAGAUGAUGAUGAUAAUGACUAA